AUGGCUGACGAAUCUGCUGCCAGCUUCCUCAAGGCAAUUGAGAAUCUCAUCGAGCGGAAACUCGCCGAGAAAUCACCUGACUCACCACGUGCUACCGCAUGCUCGACUCCCGCACCUGAAGUCGAGGCUCUAGCUCGUGCCAUCACGCCAUUUACGGACUCACCGGACCAGAAUCUGACCUUCGAGACAUGGUUCAGCCGCUACAAGUCGACAUUCCUGGAAGACGGGAAGAAUCUGGAUGAAGCGGCGCGAGUCAGACUUCUGCUACGGCGAUUGGACGGUGCAGCGUAUGCUCGAUACGCUAACCUUCUCCGGCCUCGAGAUCCCGCCGAGAUCUCGUUUGAAGAGAAUGUCCGGAGACUUUCUCGACUCUUCGGGAAAGGUGAAUCGUUCUUCAGCAUGCGGAGAAAGUGCCUCCAAUACACCAUGGACGAGGCUGAUGAUUGGGGCAACCACGGUGGCCUCAUCAACAGUCUAUGCGAAGACUUCCAAAUCAGUGCCUGCACUCCGGACCAAUUCAAGGCUCUCAUGUUCUGCAUCAGCAUCCGGAGUGACCGCCACAUCUCCGUACGUGAGCAAUUGCUGGCGAAAUUGGAGACGGACUCAGAGAAGAUCAACGUCGACUUCCUCAUCGACGAGGCCCGUCGCUUAUCCAACGUGAAGAAGGAUGCUCGUCUCGAUAUCGUCCCGGCCGCGUCUGUGAGUGUCGUGAGUGUGAAGAAGAACCAUGCGAAUCAUGGUAAGAGGGAUCAUCCUCCGCGGCCCUGCUUCCUGUGCGGUGCUAUGCAUUUCACGGGGUACUGCCCACCUGCUCAGUCCUCCUCCGGGAAGCCCAAGGCACAGCGCGGAAGGAAGAACAUCGCCAAGAAGAGGAAGAAUCAGCAAGCCCGCGCUAACGCCAUACACUCAGAACGGUAUCGUGGUCGACGAUACCUCACUCCUGUGGUCAACGGUCAGCCGCUCUUGUUCCAGCUCGACAGCGCUGCCGAUGUCUCUGUUAUGACCAGAGACGCCUGGGAGAAGAUUGGCAAGCCGGCGCUUCAAGAAUCUUCACUCACUGUCCGCGAUGCUCAGGCCAAUCGCAUCCAGGUGCUUGGACAGUUUGAGGCUACUAUUCGAUUCCACGGCAAAGAUGUAGCGAACUAA
Molecule: messenger RNA, 1146 nt
Organism: Phlebotomus argentipes
Lineage: Eukaryota; Metazoa; Arthropoda; Insecta; Diptera; Psychodidae
Exons: 2
Coding region: 1-1146 (381 amino acids)
Source: RefSeq, a predicted model, not a curated record